Molecule: messenger RNA, 1480 nt
Organism: Paramecium sonneborni
Lineage: Eukaryota; Ciliophora; Oligohymenophorea; Peniculida; Parameciidae
Source: the annotation of a GenBank genome assembly
AUGUUUCUAUAUUUAUUGUUUACUUUUUGUUCUGCUGAUUCAAUUUUUAUUAAGGAAUAUCGAUAGGUUAACAGGUAGAUUAUUAUUGAAGCAUAAGCAAUAAUCAAAUAACAGAUAUCAUUUGACGAAAAACUAGUGAUAUCAAUAACAAAUUAUCCUUAAUAAAAUGCACCAUUAUUGUUGAUUUGUAGAGCAAACACUACUUUUACUUAAUUACCUAACCUAGACACUAUUUAAAGGUAUAAAAGCAAUAUUUAAUAGAUAAAAUUGUAUUGCAGACUUAAAUUCAUAUGAUUUCAAGAGAGAAAAAUAACAAAUUGUCAUAGAUUAUCAAGAAAAAUACAAAACUUACAUGAAUAUCAUUUUUUAAGAGAAAAAUAGAUAACCAUUUAUAGUAGUUUACUCAGAAUAGAAAAUAGACUUUAAAAUAAAUAUUGGAAUCUAAAAAAAGUCAUCCUGUUUAUGGUAUUAAUGAUGUUAAAUAUUAAUUAGGGAAUGUAAAUAAAGUAGCACUUGUAUUUAAGGUUAAUGUAUUUGUUAAGAAGGCUACUUUGGAGAUGACUGUAGUAUUAAUAUUUUACAAUUCUUAUCGAAUGAUAAUUAUAAAUAAGAAGUUAUUUAUUAUAUAAACGCUGCUGAAUUAGAAGUAAAUUAUUUCCAUAGAUUAUAGGUUAUAUAUAUGAAUUUUACAGACAAACAUAAUUAUUUAUUAGAUUGUUAAGCAUUUAAUCCAUAUAUAUAUAGAGGGAAGUUUUUCUUUGAUAGUUUCAUGGAACUUUCUCGUUAAUAAUAAAUUGAUUGUUUUCAAGAAACAUAAAAAAUAAAUAAAGAAUUUUCUAUAAAAUUGCAACCUUUAUUUUAUUUUAUACCAACGAAUAAAACUAUAUACAGAGGCUCUUAAGAUGAGGAACCUGAAAAAACCACUAUCAUUUAUAUAAUUACAUCGAUUGUGAUUCCUAUAACAUUAAUUUUGAUUUAUUGUUACUGUAAGUGUCGUAAAUCAUAAAGAAGAAUGAAUAAUCUUAAUUCAGAAUAAAUUCCAACCUGUUAAAAAGUAUAAUAAGAAAAAUUAAUUAACAAAUAUUUACCAAUUUAAUUAUAUGAUUAAGUAAUUAAGAAGUUUCCUGGACUUUUAGAUGAUAAAGUUUGUUAAAUUUGUUUAGAGGAAUAUAAAAAUGAUGAUUAAGUUAGAGUAACUUAUUGUACUCAUUUUUUUCAUGUAGAAUGUGUUGAUUUAUGGAUAGAGAAGAAUGAAGUAACAUUAUAAAAUAUAUAUUAUAAGACUUGUCCAACCUGUAGAUCUUCUUUUAACUAUGAAACUAUGACUAAAAUUAUUAAUACAGAAUUAUUAGAUGGUUAAUACCAAUCAAGUAAUUCUACUAAAUAGAUAAUCUCUGAACAAUCACAAAAAAAUAUCAGACUAUAUGGUUAGAAAAAAUCAUCCUGUUCCCCAAUAAUUCAUUAACAUAUAAUUUUAUGA